This is a messenger RNA of Paramacrobiotus metropolitanus, 946 nucleotides long. RefSeq lists its product as uncharacterized. The coding region runs from base 5 to 820 and encodes 271 amino acids. The record is from RefSeq and is a predicted model, not a curated record. Gene Ontology annotation, cellular component: membrane. Lineage: Eukaryota; Metazoa; Tardigrada; Eutardigrada; Parachela; Macrobiotidae. Gene Ontology annotation, biological process: sensory perception of taste. The transcript has 3 exons.
GCCGAUGGGCUUGGCGCAAGCUCAAUCCGGGAUUCUGAACGACUGGAACACUUUGUAUCCGUUUUACUUAACAGCCAAUGGAGUACUCGGUCAUGCAGUUAUGGCGCCGCAUAUGUUUAUUCUCAUGCUGGUGUUCUUUCUGUCUACCUGUUUCAAACAAUUAGCCUGUGAAAUCGGCCGCAGCGCAACGAAACCUGGAAUUUUUCCUGCAGAUUUCGUUCAGAAAUUUCGCCAGUAUACCGGUGUAUUGCGAUACUUUAACGGGACGUUUGGUUAUUUACUACUGUUUAGCUGUGUGCAGGACUUAGUUGAGGUGGUCUCGAUGAUUGCCUGGGCGUUGCGACCGAUUACCGAACGAGAUGCCAAGGAAGAUCUGGAAACGUUUGCCAUUCGAAUGGAAAUCAACCGCACCGGCGAUUUGUUUCGCUAUUUAACGGGAUCAAUGCAGAUUGCUACGAUGUUGAUUCGGCUGUGCAUUCUGAUUAAAUGCAAUGAAAAGGUAAAGCGUGUUAAAAGGGAACUAGAGGUUCUCAGGGAUGAAACCGGGAUCGACGAGGAAACUGACUUAUUUAUUGCCAAGUUUGUAAUGGAAAUUGACACCACUCGAACUACCGCUGUUUCGGCUGGAGGAUUCUUUUGCAUCACACGGGAAUACCUUGUUACGAUUGUGGGAGUACUGUUGACCUACUUUAUCCUCCUGUAUCAAACGCACGACUCCGGAAGAGACAUGCAGGCACUGCUGAAGACGGAGGUGUUCACCACGCAAAUGAACGCCGUUCUACGGAAUAUCACAGCAGGGAUACUGGAAUUUCGCAAAUGACGACUGCAGAGAUGUUAAUUGUUCGCUAACCGCAUAUUCGUUCGAAGUGAGGCAUGCUUUGUAACGCAACGUAAAAGUGAACGAAACACGAAACUGUGUAUAAAAUUUGGUUUAGUUUUUUAGCGC